Molecule: messenger RNA, 189 nt
Organism: Trichoderma atroviride IMI 206040
Lineage: Eukaryota; Fungi; Ascomycota; Sordariomycetes; Hypocreales; Hypocreaceae
Source: RefSeq, a predicted model, not a curated record
AAGAGAAAAAGAAAAAAAAGCAACAAAACAUACAACAGCCGGUGUUCGCCAAUGGUCACCCACUUGACUACUAAUCUGCCGGUUAAUGGCUUGUCUAUGGGGGAGCAGACGGGACCCCGAAUUUUCCAUUACCUAUGGUCGUAUGUGCUUAUUGAAGUAUUGAGUCAGGUUAUAAGGACAAAGCCCUAA